CCUUGUCUCAUCCCAUCGCACGAAGCUCGUCAAAGUUCAGUGCUGAACACCUCUCUCGCGCACUCGCCACUCACUUGCUGAUCGCUGUAUCUCGCGCCAGUCUAAUUGUUUUCUCUGCCGACAGCCCGGUUCAUAACAUGCUCUCCCUCAACGGCAUGCCCGUAGGCUUCAUCCCCCAGCAUGGGAUCACGAACACACCUAUGACCGCCAUCAACUCCGUGAUGACGGGGGCCAGCCUCGCAAAGUCAGCAACGUAUGGCUACUACGCCCAAACUUACGCUGGGAUGGAAUGGGAUGGGCAACAAUUCAUGAAGAUUCUUGACGACAUCAAGGCAUCUGGCGCGAUAUUCGAGGCUGCUGUGAUGCCCGUCGAGUCGUGGCGAGGGUACAGCGCAACAGACAACUCCCAAGCCAUCGCUGUAGCUAAGAUCAUGAGGAAAAUUACUGAUGAGGGUGUCGACGUGCGAUUGCGCUUUGCACAUGAGGCCAACUACUAUACCACGACCACUGCCAAAGCGUCCGGAGGGGCCUAUUAUGCUGGGGGCGCCGACGCAAUGCAGACCUUCAAAGUCGCUUUCAAGGAAGUUGCGCAAGCUUGCGCAAAGUACGCGCCCUCUGUGGAAAUGGUGUAUUCGCCUAACAUGGCGAACCUGACGGAACUGAAGGCAUGGGCACCGUCCACCUCUUUGUUCAAGUACGUGGCCGUAGAUUACUAUCCGGAGACCCAAUCGGAACUAUCAGUUGACUCAUUCGUUUCCAAGGUGAAACCUUUCCACGACUACUUCACUGCUGAUUCCGACCGCAAAUUCAUCAUAGCAGAGAGUGGCCUGCACAUCAACACAACCAAGUCUGCACGUCUGCAGUGGCUAGAAAUCCUCACUAGCGAGGCUGUGCAGACGGCGUUGCCCAAUCUCAUCAGCGUGACUUGGUUCAAUCUCAACCUUGAAUCCGCAACAGGAGGUGACUUCGAUUACCGCAUCAUGGACUGGCGGGCUUCCAAGGCUUACAAUGCACCCCUUUUGUCGAUGCUUGAGGACGCACGACCCGCUUCAUCUACGAGGAGGUCUUCCACUUCAUCCACCACAAAGAAGACUCCCUCCAAGACGAGCGCUACUCACUCCAAGUCCCAUGCCACAGCACUUAAAGGGGAUGCCAGUACUUCGAAAGGGCGAGGCAAUAAGUCCAAAGUGAAAGCAUGCAAGGCUGCGUCAAGUGAGACGAAUUCAGCUCAGCCGACGUCGAGUGAGGCAUCUGCAGACCACUUGACAUUGACUGAGGCGCAAGUGUCUCAGUCAAUGUCAAGUAUGGCGAUAGUACGUGACAUCGGCCACCGAGGCAAGCGUGCCCACGGCAGACUUCACGAUGCUAUCAAGAAGGUACUCACUUGAUGCGCUCCACGGGUACCCUUGUUACAGCCCUCGUGCCCCUUUCCUGAACGUCACUGCAAUGCGCAUGCUAGACAGUCAGAUCCAACCUCUGCACAGCUUGCUCAUGUCUUUGUGCUAGGACAAUUAUUGAUAUUGCUCCGCUGUAACCAUCUCCUCCAGGGCCGUGCUCUGCCACUCCGUCGAGCAACACGCAGAGGGCAGCUGCCGGCCCCCAAGUCCAGGCGCUGGCAGCGUGGGCGAGUCCCUACCAUGCGCUUGCAUACCGUGGAAGCUUGCAAUCU
Messenger RNA from Microstroma glucosiphilum, 1669 nucleotides. RefSeq lists its product as hypothetical. The record is from RefSeq and is a predicted model, not a curated record. Gene Ontology annotation, biological process: substituted mannan metabolic process. The transcript is spliced from 4 exons. Lineage: Eukaryota; Fungi; Basidiomycota; Exobasidiomycetes; Microstromatales; Microstromataceae. Bases 138 to 1388 code for a protein of 416 amino acids. Gene Ontology annotation, molecular function: mannan endo-1,4-beta-mannosidase activity.